GCCAGCAACGCAGUUAAACAAAAACAGGAAAACAAGUUUCAGUGGGUGGCGUACUAGUACGGCUCAGUUUUAAAUACAAAGUAAUCUGUGUUGGUCACUUGAGUUUACUACAAAAGAUGGCAAAUUUCUUUUCAAAUCUUUAUGCCAAGAUUUUCGGCAAAUCACCGAUUAGAAUUUUAAUUUUGGGUUUGAAUGCAGGUGUGGGCAAAACAACUGUUUUAUAUAGGCUGAAAGAUGGCACCACCAUUGACAGUACUCACACAGUUGGAUUCAACUUGGAAACUGUGAAACAUAACAAUAUCAGUUAUGAAUUGUGGGACAUUGGUGGUGGUGACAAAAUAACACCUUUGUGGAAUCAGUACUUCCAGAAUACCAAGGCAAUAAUAUUUGUAGUUGAUUCAACGGAUAAGGAGCGACUGGAUGUUGUAGAGCAGGAACUAUAUAGACUGCUGACUGAAAAAGAGCUUGAACAUUGUCCCAUCUUGGUGCUGGCCAACAAGCAAGACUUGCCAGAUGCCAUUAGUGUAGACGAGCUGAAGAUAGCAUUGAAGUUGGACCAAUGGAAACACCGUACUAUCCAUGUACAAUCUGCCGUUGCAAAUAAGGGGACUGGAGUGACUGAAGGUUUUGAUUGGCUUUGCAGUGAACUUGCGAAGUCGGAAAAAUAGAUUUUAAGUUCCUUUGCAUUGAUCUGAAUUAUGCCCUUGGCUUGGUAAAACAAACAUCAUUGAUAUAAAAAAUAAUUGCAAUAUGAAUGUAAUUGUUCUAAUGACUAAAAGAUCAGGUACAGUUGACGUCAAAAGUGUGUUUACAUUUUUCGCCUUAUUAUAAAGGAGUAAGGUGCAAAAACAUUAACGCAUCUUUGAAGUUGACUGUACCACCGUCCACACAGUUAACUGACAAAUUGUAAACAUGAGGUCUUACAUUAGGGUUUAUAGUAAAUAAUACUGUAUUAACAAUAUUAUCUAAUUGUGGCUCUAGUGGAAAGGGGUACAAGUCUCGGGCAGUUUAGGUAAAAAGGGUGUAAGUGCCAUAAAACAUUUGUGCCUUUUUACCCGACUACGGCAACGCAAAAGGAGGGUUAUUUACACCUGAGCUGCGCGAGAUUUGUACCACUUUUUACUAGGGUCACAGCUAUCUUACCAAGGGUAUAAAUUAUGUAUUCAUGUUUAAGUGAUAAUAAUCAGCACUUAUUUUUUUAUUAUUAUCGAAAUUGUGUUAUAAAACGAUUCGUGUAUUACGGGCAGUCGGGCAGAGUGACUGAAUACCAGCACAAACUGCUAGCUGACUGUUGAAUUUAUGUGAGACUUGUAGUCAUGCAUGUAAGAAAUAUAUAAUAGCAUAGCUAACUUUUUAUGUUGAUGUUUAUUAAGGUUUUCGAAUAAUUUUAAGUUUUAUUUAAUAAAACUUUGCUAACAUUUCGUUGUCAUGCAUGUAAGAAAAAUAAAAUAGCAUAGCUAACUUUUUAUGUUAAGUAUGUUUAUUAAGCUUUUCGAAUAUUUUUAAGUUUUAUUUAAUAAAACUAUCGGCUAACA
This is a messenger RNA of Cydia splendana, 1535 nucleotides long. Its product is annotated as ADP-ribosylation factor 4-like. Gene Ontology annotation, cellular component: cytoplasm. Gene Ontology annotation, molecular function: GTP binding; GTPase activity. Gene Ontology annotation, biological process: intracellular protein transport; vesicle-mediated transport. Bases 117 to 668 code for a protein of 183 amino acids. The record is from RefSeq and is a predicted model, not a curated record. The transcript is spliced from 4 exons. Lineage: Eukaryota; Metazoa; Arthropoda; Insecta; Lepidoptera; Tortricidae.